Molecule: messenger RNA, 1577 nt
Organism: Aspergillus saccharolyticus JOP 1030-1
Lineage: Eukaryota; Fungi; Ascomycota; Eurotiomycetes; Eurotiales; Aspergillaceae
Product: aromatic ring-hydroxylating oxygenase subunit alpha
Exons: 2
Coding region: 231-1502 (423 amino acids)
Molecular function (GO): iron ion binding; 2 iron, 2 sulfur cluster binding
Source: RefSeq, a predicted model, not a curated record
GUGAACUCAACCACCCUCGUUGGCGGCGUCGACGGCUCCGUGGUGUGUCACGGUCGGAGUUGAGGUCGAGAUGCCCCAGUGUAAGUCCAAUGAUAGAUAGCCCCUGAUAUAUGAAGGGGCUCGUAUCCGCAGACAGACCUGAGUGAAUUCAACACCGAGCAAUCUACUUCCUUGAUACCCAUUACCUGCUUUACGGUCGCUCGGAUCGUCUCCUUUACUUCAUCCACACAAUGACUUCACUACUGAACUACUUCGGGGUGGGCAGCUCCAAGGCCCCCCAAGAGACCAAAAACGCGACAAGAGCCCUCCCUGCCUCUUGGUACACAUCCCAGGAGAUGUUCGAGCUCGAGCGCCGCGCCAUCUUCUCCCGCAAGUGGCUCUUGACCACCCACCGGCUCCGUCUCCUCAACCCCGGCGACUGGUUGAAAUAUGAAAUCGGCGGAUUCGAGUUCAUCCUCGUCAAGGACCGCCAGGGCCAGAUUAAUGCCUUUCACAACAUUUGCCGUCACCGGGCCUUCCCCGUGGUUACCGAGGACGGUGGCUCCGCCCGCAUCUUCGCCUGCAAGUACCACGGCUGGUCCUACGGACUCAACGGCAAGCUCGCCAAAGCCCCUGGGUACCAGGACCUGGAUGGGUUUGAGAAGAGCAAGAACGGGCUGCUGCCGAUCCACGUGCAUGUGGACCACAAUGGCUUUAUCUGGGUGAAUAUGGAUGCCAAGGAGCAGCCGGAGGUGGCCUGGAAUGACGACUUCCAGGAUAUCGACCGCCAGCCGCGCAUGAAGGACAUCAACUGGGACGACUACUCCUUCGACCAUGCCUGGGAGAUGGAGGGCGAGUACAACUGGAAGAUUCUGGCGGACAACUACAACGAGUGCUACCACUGUCUGACGACGCACCCAGAUCUCCCCUCCAUUGCGGAUCUCCACAGCUACUCGGUCGACACCAAGGAUGGCAGCAUUAUUCACGACGCGAAGAACACCCCGGAGCAGAUUGAGAAGGGGCUGAAGAUUGCCAGCACCUACUACUUUCCCAACGCGUCGAUGAAUGUCUCACCCAACUUCUUCUUCAUGCAACGUUUCGUCCCCCUCGCUCCGGGCAGAUCCAUCAUGAAGUAUGAGGUCUACCGCAACAAGCACGCGACCGACGAGGACUUCAACACUGUCAACGCCAUGUACAAACGCGUCAUGUCCGAGGACAAGUAUCUGUGCACGCUGGCCCAGAAAAACCUCAACGCAGGGGUCUUCGUCAACGGCGAGCUGCACCCCGAGAAGGAAAAGGGCCCCCUGUACUUCCAGAAGACGGUGCGGGAGCUGGUGCUGCAGCACGCCGAACGCGAAGAAAAAGCCGGACAGGAGAUCUGGCCCGCCCGACAGAGUUUGCCCAAGGAGGCCUCGGUGAGCGCGAAGGAUAUGGACUUUUGCUCGAGUCUAAGCUGUAAUACGAGUGGUGGCGAGUGCUGCUCGUCGCUGGGAAAGACUCGACCGGCGGCGGUUGCUUGGUAGAUUUCAUUGUUCUUUCUUACGUCAUUUUGUGCAUGAUUAGCUAGCUAAGUUUUGCUAUUUUUAUUCUUUUGUUUG